GUACGUGUGUGUGUGUACCUCCAUGUGCGUAUAUGUGCACCAUUAACCCCAUGUACACUUCUUCAGGUUGUGGACCAGGAUGACGAGGAGGGCAUGGUCAGUUUCCUGGGGGGGUCGUCACCGCCUACCUCCACGCCCCCCCAGCCCCGCCCCAGGUCCCCCUCCUCCCCAGCAUGCCUCAGAACACCCCGGGGAGGCUCAAGACGUGUGUCCCUCAUCCCAGGGGAGGCGCUCGAAAACCCCACUACCAGUCUUGCCCUUGCCUCGCUUCUACAUGCGCAAGAGUCUGGGGGUAUGGGAGCCAUGGAUCACUCCCCUACCUUCCCCCAGUCCCUCCUCCCCCAGGGCGAUAUAGAGAGACCAAAACCCCGGGUGAUGAAGGCUAAGACCACGGAGGAAGUGGGGGACCAUGGGGCUGCCGACGUGGGGGAAGCUGCAACUGCAAAUUCGUCCCCAGUAAGGAUGAAGAGUAACCAGCGUUGGCUCAAGCUUCGCACCACCGUUCAACUUUCGGGCGCUCUCUCCUCGUCUAUGAACAAGUCGAAACCGCCGCUUAAGAGAGAGGACUCCUUCAUCAAGCGAUUCUCAACCAGGCAGAUCGCGGAGAUACAGGACACGGUUGACCAGACGGACGAGGAGGACAUCAGCAAAACCUCCACCGGCUCCCCGAAGGUUAGAAAGAAGAAGAAGAAGCGUCAACCGAGAACAGUCAUCAACCCUUACGGCAAUGUCUAUUUUUAUUGGCUGUGUAGUCUGACCAUCUGUGUCUUGUACAACCUGUGGACGCCUAUAGUUCGACAGGCCUUCCCGGAGCUCCAGCGGUCACCUCAGCCUAUGUGGUACCUCUUGGACGGGCUGACAGACAUCAUCUUCGUGGUGGACAUCCUUGUACAGUUCCGGACGGGUUACCUGGAGCAGGGACUAAUCGUGUAUGACUUCAAGAAACUCGCUAGACAUUACAUGCAGUCCAGAAGCUUCAUGCUCGACCUGGUGUCUCUGUUCCCACUCGAUUUUCUGCAGCUCCUGAUCGGAGCGCACCCCAUCAUUAGGUUCCCGCGGUUCGUCAAAGUGUAUCGCGUCUACAACUAUUACUACAUGGUGGAAUCCAGGACUCUAUACCCCAACAUGUGGCGUGUGGUCAAUCUUAUCCACAUUCUGCUCCUCCUUGCACAUUGGUUCGGCUGUUUCUAUUACAUGCUUAGCGAGGCGGAACACUUCAGAGGCGACUGGACCUACCCCUAUCACCAUG
Eriocheir sinensis (Chinese mitten crab) is the source of this 1249-nucleotide messenger RNA. RefSeq names its product cyclic nucleotide-gated cation channel alpha-3-like. Gene Ontology annotation, cellular component: membrane. The record is from RefSeq and is a predicted model, not a curated record. Gene Ontology annotation, molecular function: protein-containing complex binding; voltage-gated potassium channel activity. Lineage: Eukaryota; Metazoa; Arthropoda; Malacostraca; Decapoda; Varunidae. Gene Ontology annotation, biological process: transmembrane transport; potassium ion transport.